UGCGUUCCUCAUUUAUGCAGCUAAUUUGGUCCACGAAGCAACAGAACCCUCAAACACAUUUUGAGGGAACGGACGUUGGAUGUACUAGCGACUGUUUGCUCCACUCGGGCUGUACAAAUUGUAUAUUCCAAUUGCUUCCCACAUUUCGAGUAUGAAAACAUGGCGGUAAAAAGCAGAAAGCAAGGCGUCCGAGAUCAGCCACAGCAGAGAACAGACCGAGAGAAAAGUCAAUUUGUGCCAGCUCAGAACACCGGCAAAGCCAAGCGACCGGGCAAAGAAAACAGCUUGCUUCAGAAUAAAAACGGACUAUUUCCCGGAACUGUAUUCAUAAGAAACAAACUGGGCCUUGGCCCGACAGUUUUUAUUAAAAUCGGAUUCAGCGUUAUUUUGGCUGCUGUGGCGGGUAUUAUACAUUGGUACCAUCUUUAUUACCUUUUUGAGAAUGACAGACAUUUUUCACACUUGUCGACGUUGGAAAAGGAGAUGGCAUUUCGAACAGAAAUGGGUCUUUAUUACUCCUAUUUUAAGACCAUUAUUGAAGCUCCAUCUUUCCUGAACGGGCUGGUUUUGAUAAUGAACGAUCGCCUAACAGAAUACCCCCUGGUUAUCAACACCCUGAAGAGGUUCAAUCUGUACCCAGAGGUGGUACUGGCCAGCUGGUACAGAAUCUACACAGGUAUAAUGGACUUCUUCGGGGUGACCACCAAGAUGUGCUGGUCGGUCAACAGGGGGGAGGGCCUGACUCCGGUCGACAGCUGUGAAGGUAUGGGAGACCCCGCCUACUUUUACGUGACCUUCGUCUUUCUACUGAACGGGCUCAUGAUGAGCCUGUUUUUCGUGUAUGGGGCAUAUUUAAGUGGCAGUCGACUCGGGGGCGUGGUCACAGUCCUCUGCUUCUUCUUCAACCACGGAGAGAGCACUCGAGUCAUGUGGACACCUCCAUUGCGUGAGAGCUUCUCCUACCCCUUCCUGGUGCUGCAGAUGCUGCUGGUGACCCACAUCCUCCGGAGCAGGAGCCCGGGACGAAAGGCAUUCUUUGCGCUCGGAAUCUCCAAUGUCUUUUUCGUGCUGCCAUGGCAAUUUGCCCAGUUUGUUUUACUCACACAGAUUGCCUCAUUGUUUGCCUCUUACAUUUUGGGGUACCUUACCCCAGCCAGGAUGCAGUCCCUCUUGGUCACCCACAUGGCCUCGUUGGGGGUCUGCUUCGUGCUCAUGUUUGGGAAUUCGAUGCUUCUGACAUCGUUCUACGCCUCCUCGCUGGUCUCUAUUUGGGGGAUAAUCGCUUUCAGGGACAUAAUUGGCAGGCUCUGCAAACCAGGAGUCAUUACAUGGGUCAUGCAGAGUCUUGCAUGGGUGGGCUCCACAGUCACUCUCAAAUUCCUGAUGUCCGCCAUUUUUGGAGCGUCAGACGACGCCCACAUAAGCAGCCUGAUCAAGUCCAAGUUCAGCAGCUACAGGGACUUUGACACCAUGAUGUACACGUGCGCCGCCGAGUUCGACUUCAUGGAGCUGGAGACUCUCCUGAAGUACAUAAAGACCUUACUGCUACCUGUCAACCUGCUUGUCCUCACAGUCAUCGCUGUGAAGACAAUGCAGGACAUUUGGAGGUUUUUAAGACGGGGUGAAAUGAGCCCCCCCAAGCCCGAGCAGGAUGCUUCUGAACACACUGCACUGUUUGCAAACGGAGAGUUGGUGUAUCAUUCCCUGCAGCUGGUGGCGUUCGCCGUGCUGGCUGUCCUCAUAAUGAGACUGAAGCUGUUCCUCACUCCUCACAUGUGUGUAAUGGCCUCGUUAGUCUGCUCCCGUCAGCUCUUCGGCUGGAUCGGGGAGAAGUACAGACAGCAGCUGCUGGUCUUCGGUCUGCUGUCUCUCAUGGCCAUACAGGGAGCGGCCAACCUGCAGAACCAGUGGGACAUCAUGGGAGAAUUCAGCAAUCUGCCGCAGGAGGAGCUGCUGGAGUGGAUCAAGGACAACACCCGGCCGAAUGCGGUGUUUGCUGGCGCCAUGCCGACCAUGGCCAGCGUGAAGCUGUCGGCCGUCAGGCCCAUAGUGAACCACCCGCACUACGAGGACGCGGGACUCAGGAAGAGGACCAAGCUGGUGUACGCCAUGUACAGCCGCAAGCCAGCCGAGAUCGUGAAGAGGAACCUGCUGAGGCUGGGCGUGGACUACUUCAUCCUGGAGGACUCGUGGUGCACCAGGCGCUCCAGGCCUGGCUGCAGUAUGCCUGAGAUUUGGGACGUGGAGGAUCCUCAGAACGCCGGUAAGGUCCCCCUGUGCACCCUGGUGUCCCAGGACCCCCGGCCCCACUUCAGAGCCGUCUUCCAGAACAGUGUUUACAAAGUGCUCCGAGUCCCCAGGGCUGCCAGCCACCACAGAUAACAGCAGAGUCCUCCAGGGGCGGUGUUAUCUGUGUAGCAUCUUGGAUUGGCCUCGCGCGCAAAGGCAGCCACAGAAGAGCCUGACGCCCACACUUUGUACUUUGUUGAACUGAGCUGUUGCGUCCCGUUUUAGGUGACCUCACUGUACGUGCAAUUCUGUCACUUUGGUUGCUGCUGUUCCCUCAGCCAUCUGAGCACCAGGUUCAGCAUUUUGCCAUUUGAGUGAAAGCCUGUUACUGAGCGUGUCCUUUCCUGGUUUUAGUCACGGUCCAUGAGAGAGCUCAAGGGACGGUCAAAGAAAACCUAAGGUCCAAAAAUGAAUAUUAAUAUAUUUGACUCUGUAUGUAUUAGCUUACUCCCGUAGCGUUUGUUCGUUUUAUUUUCCUCAAUCAGUACACUCCAGUCAGCUGAUGUUCUUUUUGACUUCCAUAGGAAUGGCCAAGAUAGACAAACACAAAAAAUACAGGUUUGGAACCAAUUCCUCAGCUCCCUUGAACUCAAAUGACUUCAUUGUCAGGUAAACUCUGAAAACCUGCCACUGUUUCAAGAUGAAACACUCCUUUCCUUUUCAGAGUGGGACUCCUGUAGUUUGGCAGCAGUAUUGUGUGGGUUAUUGCAUUCAAGAGGGCUCAGAUCAGGACUUUGUGAAGUUCAUUGUAGGAGACUUCUUUUUUUAGCUGAGAAAAGUGACUAAACUGGCUGAAGUUGCAUAAUGUUCGCAUAUCAUGAAAACGCUCAAAUGGCAAAUGAGGUGAACGUGAAAAAUAAUAACAGGUUCAAGUUUAGGAAACAAAAUGUUUCCAAGUUGUCUAGUGUCACCACUGUCUAAUAUGGAGUCUGAAUAGGAGUUUUACUUGACUAAUUGUAAACUGUGGUGAGUAUUGGCUCUUAAAUGAGCUAUUACUCACUGGUAAGUUGUUCAUAGAUAAAAAUAUUCUAAACAGUGUUCAGUAUGCACAAGCUCUAAAGUAGUAUUCACAAAUGUUUUACGCCAUUCGCUUUGAAUAAUCGGGUAACUGUUUUGGUUUUGUUUAUUUUGAACAGUCAGUACACCAUCUGUGUAAUGAGUAGCUGAAGACAUUACCAAUUCAUUAUGUUUUACUGUAAAUCCUUCCUUUUCCUGUCACUGUUACAGUUGCCUUUUGCUGUGUUGGUAUGUUUGGCUUGCCCUUGUCCACAGGAAGGUGCUUUUAGUUCCUUUUUGCCAAAGCCAGGGGUUCUUUCUGGUCAGCACAUCCAUCAGGGGACUGUAACCAAUCUGAAGUGAUAUCUGUGCCCGUGAACUGGAGACUAAUCUGUGACUAACUGCCCAGUUAUCAGAUACCUCAACCUCCACUAGACUCCUGGGAGGAGCUGCUAUUGGCUGAAUGGUCAGACAGUUGCCAAAGCUUUCCACCUUACGGUCUGCUAAAUGGUCAUAACCAUUUGUAAAUGCAAACUUCCUCAUUUGCUUUUUAUUUUUGCACAGGCAGACCCCAAGCGUAAAAUUACUUCUCUUUUUUUAACCACAGGGAGCCAAUACAAACCUUCUUAAAAUCCUCUGAAAAUGUCUGUAUGCGUUUGAUAGAUUCAGCUGCUACUUAUGAGGUUGAUCAGAAUGGACAGGCAUCUCCUACUGCGUUGAACAAAGGGAGAAAUAUUUUGCGGUGGCUCUGGGUUUCAUGUUACGGUUAUAACGAUAUUGAAGCUUGCCAGUUUAUUUGUAGUGUCAUUCUAGUGCUACCAGUUUUCUCUUGUCAAAAAAAAAAAAAAACUGUGUGCGUCAUUGUGUUUACAUAUUGCUACUUGGCUGGAUGCCAGACCUCAGCUUCCCUUUUAUCAAGAUGCAUUUAACUGUUGAGUAGAAUGCUGCCGAAUUGCACAAAAACAAACUGUGAAAAAAUGCGCUGAAGGUCAAGCAGGAAGUAGAUAAGGGGGGAGGGGCUCCUGAGGCAGAGAGGUGUUCUGGUGAGGAAGUCGUCUCAGUAGCAGCAGUGUAGCGGCUGCGCUGUAAUUACUGGGUGAUGGACAUUGAGCGCAUAGCGCUAUCUACAGUGUCCCUCUGCGAGUGGCUCACCCUCCAGCCCAGCCCAAAUCUGGCCCAUGCUAGCUCUGGGAUGCUGUUGCUCCUGAAAGACAGAGUACAUAGCAUGAAAUCUCUUAACGAGGUUUUGGCAGCGCCCCUGAGCCGAGUUAGCGCCUCUCCCUUUCUCUAUGUUGGAGUGUAGCACUUAGUCUGCAUCAGAUCAGAGGCCCUGUAAUUACAGCUCUGUUACUUCACAGCGUGACCAGCUUUGGGAAUAGACUGCUAAUGGAGAGCCCCCACCAGAGACCUCAUUACAGACCCUCAUCUCCCGAACCCUCAUACAUCCCCUCAGACAGCUCUAUCUGGUGUUAAACAGCGGCCAUUAUAAUCAAAACACUGUCCUGUCUUCUGGACGGGAUCGCAAGCCCCUGGUUUAAUCGCUGACUGAUUUUGCAAAAGAUAUCGAGCUGUCAUGUUGUAACUUUUAUCUUUGUGAAAGUUUUACUGCCUUUUUAAUUUACACAUAGAAUAAGCUGUUUGAUCAGGACUCCUCACACGCGGGGAUCGUAGCUCUGUGUACCCGAUGGGUUUUGUUCUAGCGAUCACCAUGCCUGUCCAGCCAUCUUUGAUUUGAGAAGAUCCCUUUAACAAAAUGAAGUGUCAAGGCAUAAUUAGUCGCUCUUUUUUAAAUCGGGAAAUAUGCACGAGUACAGUACUAUGUUUGCAGGAGGCUAAUUUGAAAGCCUCCGUGCCCAGGAGUCACAUCAAUUACAUGAGGGGGAACAAUAUUGUUCUGAGUAAUUUAGCUGUGUUUGUUUAAUAUACAUUUCUUCUUAGAUGGUUAGUUGUGUUUUGUUUUCUGGUUUAGUUUUUCUUCUCUCAGUGCAGGGCGGGGGGGGGGGGGGGUAAAUCAUCACUCAAACCACUAGGGCUAAAUUUUAGUAACACUGCUGUUUAUAAUCAGGAUUUUAUGGGAAUUUGCCUAGCUUUGUUAACGAUAUCUUUUCUACACUAUCUAUUUUGUCUGUAUUUGAAAUAAAAUGUUUUUUCUCA
Molecule: messenger RNA, 5439 nt
Organism: Anguilla anguilla (European eel)
Lineage: Eukaryota; Metazoa; Chordata; Actinopteri; Anguilliformes; Anguillidae
Gene: dpy19l1l
Product: dpy-19-like 1, like (H. sapiens)
Exons: 22
Coding region: 160-2382 (740 amino acids)
Cellular component (GO): nuclear inner membrane
Molecular function (GO): mannosyltransferase activity
Source: RefSeq, a predicted model, not a curated record